This is a messenger RNA of Cyprinodon variegatus (sheepshead minnow), 1519 nucleotides long. Its product is annotated as protein PRRC1-like. The transcript has 2 exons. Bases 1 to 588 code for a protein of 195 amino acids. Gene Ontology annotation, molecular function: protein kinase A regulatory subunit binding. Gene Ontology annotation, cellular component: cytoplasm. Lineage: Eukaryota; Metazoa; Chordata; Actinopteri; Cyprinodontiformes; Cyprinodontidae. The record is from RefSeq and is a predicted model, not a curated record. Gene Ontology annotation, biological process: activation of protein kinase A activity.
AUGUUCAUAUCUGAUAGAUUCACUGCUUUUAAUUUUUUUCUUCCAGGUGUGUCCAGCCACCUUCCUCUCACUGGGACCAGUUCUGUCUCACCAGCCUCCGUUUCUAUCCCUCCUCCAUUUGUUCAUCCUCUUCCUCCCUUCAGUAGCUCUUUAGCUGCUCCCAGUCCCUCCCAGUUGACUGCCUCUUCUAAAACAUUCCACACUGGUCCCAGUUUCCCAUCGGUGGAUUCCCCAUCUUUGCCUCAUCUGGCCUCCUCUGUUGGUCCACCCUUAGCAGCUGCUAUGACGGCCACCUCUGGACAGCCACCAAUGACAGGCUUCUCCAGGAGUGCAGGACAUGACAUCACACGUGGUCACGCUGGACGGACGCCUCAGACACCUCUGAUGCCUACGUUCUCUAACGCCUCUCCGGUGCCAGGUUUGAGCCGCACAUCGUUCUCUGGUUCAAUGGCUGGGGCUCAGGAACGGAUUGACAGCUUGCGUCGGACCGGAGUCGUCCACGAGAAGCAGCCUGUUGUUGCCUUGGAAAGCUUCAUAGCUGAACUCUUUCCAGAGAAGUAUGGAAUCACCCAACAGCCCAAACGAUAGUCGCAGCACAGAGGAGGACUAACCAAGUUCCAUUUGCUUUUUUGUGUCCUUUUUUUAACCAAUGUUGAAUUUACCAACCGACCAACAGCAUGUAGAUGUUUCCCUUCAGGUCUGAUGAAAGCUUGCUUCUCGUGUCCAAAACUUAAAACCAGUUUCUGCUACAUAAGGUCUGGAAGCAGAGAACCAGAACCUAGUCUGGACAGAAACCAGUGCAGUGAGAGGCGGCCAUAAGCCUCACCUGGCAGAAUCAUUCAUGUCUUUAAUGCUUUGAUUCAUGCCGGUUAAACAUGUUGCUCUGCAUUCAGAAUAUUCUCUCUCCUCUCCUCACCUCAGUCAGCUUCCUCCUCCUGCUGUUUGAGUUAAAUUGAGCUGCAAUCAGCUUUUAGGGAUUAAUCAAUUGUGUCACACUUAGUAAUUAUUCAUAUUUAAUUAUCUUUGUCCUAAUGUUCUAAUGAUAAGAUAUACUGCAUCAUCAGGCUAAAUCAAUUGCACUGCUAAUUGAAUUCUAGCAGCUGCUAUUUAGUAGAUCAGCUUUUUGUUUCUGUUGUCCUUUGAGUCGAUCAGGAGGAAUUAGUUUCAUAUUUAAAGAGCAACGCUGCAUGAUUUUAAUUUAUUUUAGAGCAGCUUCCCCGGCUUAAUGUUUAAAAAGGAGCAACGCCUUAAUCUUUGUGAAACUAAAACAUUGAUGAAAACAUCAGUGGAACGAAAAUGAUCAAAUUCCAGUCGGAUCCAAACUAUUUCUGAAAUGUUCCUCCUUCUGAUCGAAUGGAAAAGGAAAACCUUUCAUGAAGAGGGUCAAACAUGAAACUAUCCACCUCUAGACAAUAUACCCAACAAGUAGGCUGUUUUUAAUAAUAUCACUGAUGUUAAAACAAAAGCUGCACAGCAGACAUGGUGGAUUCCACUACAAAUCCAGUAUAUCCACAAACUA